Messenger RNA from Emericellopsis atlantica, 1072 nucleotides. Its product is annotated as ceramidase. Gene Ontology annotation, biological process: ceramide catabolic process; ceramide biosynthetic process. The record is from RefSeq and is a predicted model, not a curated record. The transcript is spliced from 6 exons. NCBI's taxonomy places the organism in Eukaryota, Fungi, Ascomycota, Sordariomycetes, Hypocreales, Bionectriaceae. Gene Ontology annotation, cellular component: endoplasmic reticulum membrane. The coding region runs from base 235 to 858 and encodes 207 amino acids.
GGUCCUCCGACCUCCUACCUCAACUUUUGUGAAGAGGAUUACGUCAUUUCGCGAUAUGUCGGAGAAUUCGUCAACACGUUCAGCAGCCUCACAUUUGGUACGUCGAGUCCUCUUGGCCCCUUGGCUGGAGAAAUUAUCUUUCUGACGGUUGGUGUAGUCAUCUAUGGUAUCUAUGGGUUGGCAACGUCGUCGACGUUCCCCAGCGGACCGCGACUGGUGUCGUAUCUUGGUCUCAUGGGAGUGGGGAUAUGCUCUGGCGGCUACCACAUGACGCUCAAGUACCAUACACAAAUGGCCGACGAGUUGUCUAUGCAUCUGCUCACGACACCGCUCAUAUACCGCCUACUUACCUACAAGGCCACGCCUGAGCGCACGAAGGCUGUUGGCAUCAUCUUGUCCAUUCUCUUCACCAUCGUCAUGGUGACCCACAUGGUCAUGGACGAGUUCAUUCUCCAUGCUACGGCCUUUGGCUUGAGUGUGUACAUUAUCGCGUCGCGCGGGCUCAGACUCUCUAAGCAAGUCCCUGAUCCCUAUUCAAGGGCGCUGGUCAGGAACGCAUCCAUCUUUGGUUGCCUGUCCUUUGCAACAGGCUACGUGCUGUGGCUCAUUGACGAAUUUGCCUGCCAGUACCUGAUCCAAGCGAGACGUACGAUUGGCCUCCCCUUUGCCUUCCUCCUGGAGUUUCAUGGAUGGUGGCAUGUUCUCACCGCCAUCGGUGGCUACGCGGCCGUGGAGAUUGUCAACAUUCUCAUGGCGGAGAAUGCCUCGACAGAUUCCAUAGAUGCUUUGGCGUGGCCUGUGCCUCAGAUGACGAGGCUGAUGACUGAUCGCAGAGCGAGCGUCGGAAAAGCAGCGUAGGCAGUACAAGUAGAACAAACGGCAAGUUUCAAGACAGGGGGACAGGGUACAAAAUCAGGCAGAAGAUUGGACCCGAAAGCAUGCGGCGUUCGAAGAAUUUAGGGUCUGUGGCUUAGAAUUAGACAUUGGUUAGAACAUGGUGAGGACCAUUCUUCGAGAUUAGAACAUCAACUGAAUAUACAACUGUGGGAGAAUAUCUUUUAAGAUUCGAAAG